This is a messenger RNA of Leishmania major strain Friedlin, 1587 nucleotides long. RefSeq lists its product as hypothetical. The transcript has a single exon. The record is from RefSeq and is a predicted model, not a curated record. The coding region runs from base 1 to 1587 and encodes 528 amino acids. NCBI's taxonomy places the organism in Eukaryota, Euglenozoa, Kinetoplastea, Trypanosomatida, Trypanosomatidae.
AUGGUUGAAAAGGGAAGACGCGAGCGUGCAACGCGUCAGGAUCCGCAAGUGAGUACCGACGACACCGCUAAGGUGGCGGGGAGACACACACACACACACAUGAACAGACGCCCGCAGAGGUGUGAGUCAGUGUCUCGCUCUCGCUCUCUGACGAUCUCGUGCAUCACGGCGACUGCUACUUCUUUCCCACCAUGCUACACCACUCUCUCUCAUGUGCUAACGCACGUGCUCGCUCUUCAGCUACUCUGGAAUCUCUGUCGUCGUCUCGCGCCUCUUCUCCUCGAUCGUUUCUUCACUUUUAUUUUCGUCUCGCGUCCCAUGUCGAUGGCUUCACCUGGCAGACGCAACUCACGCACGCACAACACCCGACGCGGCGCCCAACGAGUCGUGCAGCGCCUGCCCCUUGCCCUUGUCUUCUCACGAUAUCCUGGCCGUGCGUGCAUGCGCUUCCCCUUCUCCGAUCAUCAUAUUUUUUUUUUGUUGCUGCUCUUGCUCACGUUUGUGCCAGCCACCGCGAAUCCACCACCACCCACCACCGCCACCGAAGCGACCGCUGACGGCCUUGUGUGGCUGCUCCGAGGCCCGCCGUUGCGAGCCGACGGGGAUGGUCUACUGCACGUGCAGCCACGGUGCCCCGCGACUUCAGAAGCCGCAAAUGAUGAGGGCGGGGGCAGAGGCGCGAAUACCGACAGCGGUGGCGGCGAUGGCAGCGCCGCGGACACGGUGCUGACCACGCUCUCUCCAACAAUGGCCACAGAGACAGCGGCCGCCAGCCGCAGCAGUGCCACGGCAGUGGAUGGCACAACUCAGACGAGGGACCUCUGGAUGCCACCCCUCCCACUCCAGGACCUGGUUAAGCAGUUCACCCACCCACACCAUUACGGCCUCACCGAACAUGCGCCGAAGGCGCUCGUUGGUGCUACGGCUAUGGUCAGUGCUGUCGCUGACGCCGCCAAGGACGAGGCCGGCAGCAGCAACGGUGAACUGCAUCGUGCUCUAGAGGACUUCUCCCAGUACACCCACGAGACGGUCUCGGUCGAGUUCAGCGUUGAUGUCUUCGACCCGAUUCGGGGCGCAUGCGUGCCCUACAUGCACCCGCUUCGUGCGGCAGCAGCUCGAACUGCAAAGGCUGACGACGCUGGUGAGACAGCGUCGCCGCGGCACGCGUCAGACCUGUCCAUCGUGCAUGGCUGCAGCGGCUGCGCCCUCCACUCCCUGCCGGGUAGACGUGGCGCUUCAGGCUGGGCGGCACCGGUGGCGGCAGCGACAUCCAUGUCGUCACGCAAGGCUAACCAGCGGAGACGGAGGAGCGCAUGUUUAUGCGCUCAAAUCUUCAACAAUGCCGCGGACGAGGCGCUGUCCUCCUUGCGCGGGCUCCAAACAGCGAUCGCGACAGACUCGGAGGGGGCGGCCGCCGCGCCGGCUAACGAGGACGGGGGGGGCCGGCGCUGUAGCUGUCGGCCGUCCUUGCACUGCCUCCUCAGACGCAGCAAACACCAACAAGUCUGUCGAAGCCUCCGUACCGAUGGUGGUCGGGCCGUUGUCAGCCCCCGAGCAGAGCACCGGGCAAGCACGCCGAUGCAGUGA